GGAGGCUGUUGGUCCUUGGUGGAGAAAUGUCCUAUUGAACCAUUGAUUCUCAGCUCUCUGGAGAUGUGGAAAUGUUAAAUCCACAUCAGAUCCACUUCGUCUGCAUCUCUGUAAAUGAUUCACGCUGAUACGAGUUUUCUGUUCCGCCAUCAACACGUAAACUAUAUAAGAGCUUUUUGAGGCAGAACCCCCUCCAGAACUCAUCAGCUGGCUUUUCUCGUUGAAACCUUCCACUCAGUGCUGUCAACAUGGAGAGUCUGCUCCGCGGCGUGCUGGCCAUGUUGUUCUUGGGGUUGUUCCAGCAGGGAGCUGUUGUGGCCGACUGGCCGUACACAUCUGUGCUGACUGUGACAAACGGACAGCGGUGGGGAACAUGGAGGGGGCCCGAGAUGUGUCCUGACCAGUACUUUGCAGUUGGCUUCAUUACCAGGGUGGAGGCCAAACAGAGCGGAGGUGACGACACGGCCAUGAACGGGAUCCGUCUCAUCUGCACCUUAUACGGGCACCGGACGCACAUUGUGGAGUCUCACCCUGGCUUCUGGGGUGAAUGGUCCAACCCUCAGUACUGCCCGGGUGGCGUGCUCACCUCUUUCCAGCUCCGCGUGGCGACCCUUCGGGGCAUUUUUGCUGACGACACUGCCGUCAACAACAUCAAGUUCCGCUGCAGCAACGGCCAUGAGCUGGAGGGCAGCGGCCUGGACUGGGGGGGGUACGGCAGGUGGAGCCAGGAUUGUGGCCAUGGAGGAAUCUGCGGCAUCGAGACCAAGAUGGAGGCCCGACAGGGGAAAGGGGACGACACCGCCCUCAACGACGUGCGCUUCAUUUGCUGUGGCAGAUCCCAGAAGGUGGAGCCCAAACAGGGCGGAGGUGACGACACGGCCAUGAACGGCAUCCGCCUCAUCUGCGGCAAAGACGGGGACCGGACGCACAUUGUGGAGUCUCACCCUGGCUUCUGGGGUGAAUGGUCCAACCCUCAGUACUGCCCGGGUGGCGUGCUCACCUGUUUCCAGCUCCGCGUGGCGACCCUUCAGGGCAACGAUGACGACACCGCCGUCAACAACAUCAAGUUCCGCUGCAGCAACGGCCAUGAGCUGGAGGGCAGCGGCCUGGACUGGGGGGGGUACGGCAGGUGGAGCCAGGAUUGUGUCAACGGAGGAAUCUGCGGCAUCGAGACCAAGGUGGAGGAACUCCAGGGGGAAGAGGAUGACACCGCCCUAAACGACGUGCGCUUCCGUUGCUGUGCAAGAGCCCAGAAGUGAUUGACAGGUUAGCAGCAUGGUCCGCUCACCUGUGAUUGACAGGUGAGCAGCAUGGUCCGCCCCUCCUCCCUCACCCUUAAUUAAACAAUGAUUAAUAAUAAAGUGCUCAUUUGAAUCGC
This is a messenger RNA of Platichthys flesus (European flounder), 1378 nucleotides long. RefSeq names its product vitelline membrane outer layer protein 1 homolog. The coding region runs from base 249 to 1259 and encodes 336 amino acids. The record is from RefSeq and is a predicted model, not a curated record. The transcript is spliced from 6 exons. NCBI's taxonomy places the organism in Eukaryota, Metazoa, Chordata, Actinopteri, Pleuronectiformes, Pleuronectidae.